Molecule: messenger RNA, 3841 nt
Organism: Tigriopus californicus
Lineage: Eukaryota; Metazoa; Arthropoda; Copepoda; Harpacticoida; Harpacticidae
Product: zwei Ig domain protein zig-8-like
Exons: 8
Coding region: 916-1884 (322 amino acids)
Biological process (GO): synapse organization
Cellular component (GO): neuron projection membrane
Source: RefSeq, a predicted model, not a curated record
CGUUAAGCGAGAACUGGGGAGGAGCACAACAGGCGGUCUCAUAGCUUUGAAAAGAGGACGAUUUGGACGGCUUUUCACUUACUGAUUCCCGGCCAAGUAGCCUCUUCUGCCAGCAACACUUGGCCUCCAAACGGCGGUUAAGUCCUUCGUGGCCAGUCGGGGCGCGGUGAAUCGACGAGGCUCUUUCCGAUUCCUGCCUUCUUUGCACAUUGUGAGGAGCCUGGCUCAUAUUCGGGAGCCUCCAUUCCUAGCGCCAGGCGGCUUCCCAAGGGAUAGAGUAGUGUUGAGUUGACCGAAAGGUGAGCAUCUUGACGUCAAGCUUCUCCGGUAAUUUUCCCCCUACCUCCUAGACCGAUCUUUUCUCCUUCAACAAAGUGAAUUUUAAGUGUGAGUUGAGAAGUGAAGCCCAAAGAAAAAGUUACCCCUCAAGACUGCCAGCCAUUUCACCUUCGAUCCAAGUUUACGUUGUUCAGAGGCUCUCGUGGGUGGGUAUCAGUUUGAGAAGGAGAUGAACUUCUCUGCCUUGUGUUGAGUUGAAAAGUGAAUUGUCGAGUUGAACAAAAGUUGUGAAAGGGCCCACUCUCAGGCGUGAAGAGGACAAGCAAUUGAAAGUCGAGACACCAUCGAGGGCGAACAGCUCAAGGGGGAAUUCAAAUCUUAAAUCUGGUUUGCUACAAAUUAACUGAUUGAGGUUUUGAUAUCCAAGGUAAAGGUGACGACCACCAUGGAACCACUGGAACGGGAAAAAGGUCGAAUUUUGAUAAAAUAACCUCCUUUCGAAAUUGGUUGGCCGAGUCGGGAACCCCGCCAAACCUGGUGUGAGAGCCUCUUUCGUGGUCUCAUAGGACUCCUUCAUCGAGAAGAUAGGGAUCAAUCUGUAUCUCGUCCUUGAAUCCCACCUGAUAUUGGAUCAUUAUGGCCUUGCCACAUUCGAUCCUGAGUCGUUCCCAAUUAUGGGCUUCACCGUCCAAGGUCAUGACGGCUCCAGGUUCAUUGGCUCUACUUCUGUGGAUCCUCCUCUUACCCACGCUCAUUUCAUCUGAGAAUGAAGCAGCUAAUUCUAAAAGGGAUCGAUCUUCUUACGACCCUCCUUUCCUAUUUGGUGAUGCCCCAGGGAACACUACAGUACAAGUGGGUGGAACAGCGUACCUUCACUGCCCAGUUUUUAACCUUGGAGAAAGACAGCUCACAUGGAUUCGUCGACGUGAUUGGCAUAUUUUAACCCAUGGAGCCGUGACCUUCACCACCGAUGAUCGCUUCCAAUUGGUGAAAGAGGAACAUGUGGACGAUUGGGUUCUGCAAAUUAAACAUGUUGUGGCCAGAGAUACCGGCUCAUAUGAAUGUCAGGUGACGGCCGAUAGUGGAAUCCGGUCACGCAGGGUCGACCUCAAAGUUGUCACGCCUGAGGCAUUUAUCCUGGCUGAUGAAGAGUAUCACAUUGAUCGGGGAUCCAGCCUCUCCUUGGUUUGCAUCAUUGAGAAGGCCACCACUCCACCUCAGUAUGUGUUUUGGUAUCACAAUGAGCGCAUGAUCAAUUACGACUCGGAACGGGGGAUUUCCGUGACCACGACGCCUGGGCGGAAAACCCAUUCCCAACUCUUCAUACAAAAGGCGGACAUCUCAGAUUCCGGGAAUUACACCUGUGAGCCAUCCAGCUCCAUCCCGGCCUCAAUACAAGUCUUUGUGUCGGGUUCUGAGGUCAAACCGUGGGUCACAAGUGGGUCCAUGUUGAUCCAGGGUGGAUUUCUGUCCCUAUUCGCCGGUCUGCUCGUAUUCCACACCACGUGUCAAGAACUCCUGGUUCUCACAUCGAUCUCAUUUUCGAGCCAUACUCGCUCGAUAUUGCUCAAAGCGCCCCAUAGUCCUUCUACAAUUGUGUUCUGAGGAAUGGGAACCAAUUUGUUGCAAUACUCUUUGAUAUCCCACAUUGUACACGUUCAAGCUGGUCGGACGAAAAUAGGACAACAACCACAUCAAAAACAGUCCAAGCCACCAACGCAAUUCAAAACUCCAUAGUAUUCUUGAAGAGAGAAGGAACGAAUGAAAUGUACAAGCCGACAAGGAACCAAAGAACCCCCCCCUCACGUCCUUGGCUAACGACAAAAGAAAGUGGAACAAUGAAGCAGCGGAUUUAAAGAGAGGGGAAUUUGACUUUGAAAUUGAAACCUCUCUCCCUUUCCAUUGCUGGCUGUUGUUGUUGUUGUUGUUGUUGUUGUUGAGGUUGUGUUGCUGCUGUUGGUGGUGGUGGUGUGAGUAUAGCUGUCGUCGUCGCUGGAUGAGGUUCAUUGCGAGAGUUCCAUCUUCCAACAAAGUCUGGCUUCCUUCUUUUCGUUUGAGGCUCGUUGAAUAACAAAGAGUGUGGAAGAUGGGAUUUGAACGCGGCGGUCUUUGUUUCUUUGGCUCACAAAAAUGCUACCAACCAACUCAUGCCUCAUGGACGUUAAUGUGUGUGUGUGUCUGUCUGUCUGUCGAUUCGUCAGUCUGUUUGCUCGUCUCUUGAGACCUCCUUACAUGAACACGAUGGGAACAGGCCAGGUCAUCAUCAUUCCUGGGACACAUUUCAAGCACCGUAAAAUGUGCUUGUUGGUGCAAUUGAUUUCUAAGAACCCUCUAAAUGGAAUCUUCGCGGGGAUCCAAGGACAAGAAAGGGCUUGUUUGUGCAAGGCAGUUUUAUGCUGCUGUUUUUUAUGUUGUGACAAAUUGGCAAACAGACUAUGGCUCUCAUUGAAGGAAAAAUAACUCUUUGUCUCUUGAACAGUUUUUGCAUUGAAUAUUUGACAGUAAAAGGCAGGCAAAAGCCACAAACAAACAACAACAACAAGAGGAAAACUGCUAAGUAGCGGCGGCCAUUCUUGCCGCAUAAAUGGGACGCCUCGAUUGUUCUGGACAUGGACGAGAAACGUGGUUCCAAAUCAAAUAGUGGAAAUGACAAAUGGAACAAUGAGGAUUUCCCAAAGUACCAUUUUUCUGAACUUAACCCAAAAGUGACAGAUCUGGAACGUGAGGAACACACGGAGCCAAGAGGGGGGUGGACGCCCCCUCCAGUUCAAGGACAAUAACUCAUGAAGAAAAAAGAGUGAACACCGACAAAGCGUUCUUAUUCCACUCAGUUUUUUAACAUCAAAUGGUUCUAGACAAAUGUGCUAUUCCCACUUGCAACUUCCGAAUGACCUUGUACAUAUAAAAGGUUUAACGGCCGAAAAUCAAACCAUGUUCACCUUCAAAGCAGAAUCCCCUUUGCCCCUUCCCUCUCUCGGCCUACUGGAACUUUUUUGUCCCCAAUUGAUUAGAGUCUGAAAUUGUUCUAUGAUGUCUCAAAUAGUUGCCCUCAACUUCAAUCUUGACACGCAUUUUUUUUCCUGUUCAACAAGUUAUGCUAGUUGAAAUCAGUCACGAUCUGAAUACCGAAUUCUUUGUGUUGAGGUUUCGAGAUUCCACACAAAACCAUCCGCAGCGAGGGCUAACUUCGAAAGGGAACAUUUGACUUGUCCAAACACGAAUCGUAUCAAAAUGUUGUAAUCGGUCUCUUUUGCGAGGGCAAAUGCCGGCUUCCCAUUGUUUUAUGGCGAAAUGUUGGGCGACCAUGGGCUGAAUAUUUACUUUGGAUCGACGCAAAAUCGACGAAACUAAAGUAUGUGGUUACUUAGCAACACGUCUGAACGUAAUCAAAAUAGCUCAAUUGAGGUUCCACUCAAAAACCGAAACUCAAAUUGAAUCGGGACAUUCAACUUUGUCUUCAAAGUCAGAUCUAAUCUCUAAUGCUAUGUAAUUGUUAUGAUCGCUAUUAUAUCCAAAUAUUAUCAAUGCCUUCGGAAAACCAAUAAAACAACCAAGAAUGUCA